AUGGCGCCUAAUCAGAUAUACUCCGCCAAAUACUCGGGUGUGGAUGUCUACGAGUUCAUUCAUCCGACUGGUUCGGUAAUGAAGAGGAAAACCGAUGACUGGGUCAAUGCAACACAUAUCUUAAAGGCAGCGAAGUUUGCCAAGGCCAAGAGAACUAGAAUACUGGAGAAAGAAGUUAUCAAGGAAGUGCAUGAGAAAGUGCAGGGUGGGUUUGGGAAAUACCAGGGAACUUGGGUACCUCUGGAUAUUGCUACAAGACUGGCGAACAAAUUUGACGUAUACGAAGAAUUGAAACCUUUAUUUGAUUUUAAACAGUCUAAUGGCUCGGAAUCUCCCCCUCAAGCUCCAAAACAUCAUCAUGCUUCAAGAAGUGACUCUACAAAAAAGAGGGCGGUUAAAAGUGCAAGUAUGUCAGCGGCUAUGGAAGGAAAUCAUAGUCCGUCCGCAACACCAACUUUAGCCGCAGCCAAUACUUCUCGAGUAACGACUAGAAGGAGAGGAAGACCUCCUUCAGCAUCAAGAGUAAAGAAAAAGUUGGAAGCUCCAUUGGAAAGAUCUCAGAGUGAUAUGGGAUACCCUAGGCCAAGCAUACCGAACUCAUCAAUCGCCACUACGGAACUACCCUCGAUCAGAACAUCAAAUCUUGAAUUGUUAGUGGAGGAUGAGGGCAGAGGUCAUUUCCCGAGGAAGCAUCAAGAGAGAUUUCAGGAACUCGACAUCGAAGAUGGUUUAUCAAGCGACAUCGAACAACAUGUUCAAAAUCAUAUGCGUCGCGAUGAUUUGGCAAUGGCGAGUCACGAUACAAGGUUAAUUCAUGGGUCGCAGGCUGCAUCGCAAUCUUCCGAAUCGCUGCCGACAUCGCCCAGUGAGCUAUCCGAUGCCAACGCAUUUGAUCAAAGGUACAGCACAGCUACUUCUCCAGUGAUAUCCAAUAUUCCUCGUUACGCGGCACAGUCUAGGCCUCAAAGCACUGACAUACAUGAUAAGGUUAAUGAGUAUCUCUCAAAGUUAGUCGAUUAUUUUAUUUCCAGUGAGGUUAGAUCUAAUAGAUCAGUCCCAGCAGAAUUACUCCUCCCCCCACCUAGUAGCGCACCAUAUAUUGAUGCCCCUAUUGAUCCCGAGUUGCAUACGGCAUUUCAUUGGGCAUGUUCAAUGGGUAAUUUGCCCAUAGUCGAAGCUCUUGUCCAGGCUGGAACCAAUUUAAGCGCGACAAAUUCACAGGGGCAAACACCGUUAAUCAGAAGUUCCAUGUUUCACAAUUCAUAUUCUAGGAGGUCGUUUCCGCGCAUCUUUGAAUUACUUCGUGACACCGUUUUUGAUGUUGACUCGCAACUUCAGACAAUCGUUCAUCAUAUUGUACAGAGGAAAUCAUCAACGCCAUCAGCCAUUUAUUACCUCGACAUUGUUCUUUCCAAAAUCAAAGAUUUCUCACCACAAUACAGAAUUGAGUUGUUGCUCAAUAAUCAGGAUCGAUCAGGUAAUACCGCCCUGCACAUUGCUGCGAAAAAUGGUGAUAAAACCUUUUUCAAUACUUUGAUAGCAAAUGGCGCUUUAAGCACUAUCACCAAUAAAGAUAGACUGACUCCUAAUGAAAUUAUGAGUGAGCAUUACGAACAUUUGUUUACACGAAGUCAAGGUCAUAUGAAUAACGGCAAUUCAUCGCUGAUAAAUGGAUACAAAAUGGUAUCUCCAAUCGAGGCGACCACGCCUUUGACCGCCACAAGUGCAUCAGAUUUCAUGAUGUUUUCUUCACAGGCUGCGACACGUAUCUCCAGAAGUAUACCUGACAUAGUUUCUGGUAUGAAGCAGGUUGCUGAAAGGUACGGUGAGCUAUAUCAGCAGCGUGACACAGAUCUGAAAAAUAUGGAAAAGACAUUACGUAGUAUGGAGAAAACUAUCAGAGGCGUGCAUGUACGAACGCAGGAAAUCAUGGAAAUAACUGAUGCUAAUGAAGUUGAUACGAAAAUGGCCAAUCAAGUGGAGAAAACAAAAGUUUUGAAACAAGAAGUUAUAGAAAAGAGGCAAGCGCUCCUGAAAACCUUACAAAAAAGACAAAUGAUCAAAUUGAAUCAAUAUACAGAAGAGGAAAAAGCCAAGCAAACAUCCUCACCAGAUGGUGGCAAUUAUGAUGAUGAUGAUGAUAAUAAUAUAGAAACCAGACUCAAGCUCAUCAUUCAGCUCAAUUUUCUACAGAUGGAAUCAAAAGGUAAGUUGGAUAAGAUUAUAAGAUUCAUGGAAGACAAUACCAAGAUUCACAAAUACAGAAAGAUGAUCAGUGAGGGAACCGAGAUGGGUACUGAAGAAGUUGAUGACUGUUGGAUGUAA
Torulaspora delbrueckii is the source of this 2325-nucleotide messenger RNA. RefSeq names its product transcription factor MBP1 (gene MBP1). NCBI's taxonomy places the organism in Eukaryota, Fungi, Ascomycota, Saccharomycetes, Saccharomycetales, Saccharomycetaceae. The transcript has a single exon. The record is from RefSeq and is a predicted model, not a curated record. Gene Ontology annotation, cellular component: SBF transcription complex; MBF transcription complex. The coding region runs from base 1 to 2325 and encodes 774 amino acids. Gene Ontology annotation, molecular function: protein binding; DNA binding; transcription regulator activity.